Naegleria fowleri is the source of this 1995-nucleotide messenger RNA. RefSeq lists its product as uncharacterized. The record is from RefSeq and is a predicted model, not a curated record. Gene Ontology annotation, molecular function: 3',5'-cyclic-nucleotide phosphodiesterase activity. The transcript is spliced from 4 exons. Gene Ontology annotation, biological process: signal transduction. Lineage: Eukaryota; Heterolobosea; Eutetramitea; Acrasida; Naegleriidae. Bases 1 to 1995 code for a protein of 664 amino acids.
AUGGGAAAUAUAUCAACAAAAGACGGAAAAGUGGUUCCUACCGAUCAGGCUGAUAAAAAACCGUCGGAACCACAACCCCCUGCUGAGCUUGAUCCCAACAUCCGAAAGUCUUUUGAAAGACAUUUGGUCGAUCUUCCAAACAUCUUCACCCAUUACGUCAUUGAUAACUAUGGAGUGUCAACAAAAUAUGUUAUUUUAUGCUUUCCAAAUGGACAAGAUAUUUACGUAGCUGCAACUGAUGGUGCUGACAAGCUAUUCGAGAAAAGCGUAACUGCAGAAGAGUUUGAGGAACUAAGAAAAGCAUUGGACAUAAAAAUUAAAAGAGGAACAGUGAAUAAUGAUCAUCUCUUCAAGGGAAUCGUGUCAUCACUGACGCUCAAGAAACCUACAUUUGUUAUUAUUGAUGAAACUAUACAAAAUGCAAAACUAUCUAUUGAAGUUACGAUCAGAAAAAUUCGAACUGAAAUCGGGUUGCGAAUGAGACGUCAUGAAGACUGUUAUGAGAAAAUAUUUUCUUUCUUUGUAAUACCAUUAUUUAACAAUUAUUUCGAAAAGAUCCAGAAUAAUGACUAUGAAAGGAUUACAAUGUUAGAAAGAACAGAAACAAGAUUGAAGGAACAGUUGAGCUAUUUGGAAUUCGUAAAAAAGUCAAUGGAAGAAAAGAAUCAGAAAAGAAGUUAUGAAACUGUAACGGAGGCCAAACUUCCUGAAGAGCUGAAUGUGGAAAAACAAGAUAUCAAAUCAACGGACAAACAGGUUCAAGGAACAACCUCAAAGGAUACUCCACCCCCAAUGCCAAUUGAAUCGGUAAUAGACUUCAUUAUGGAUGUAAAGAAAAAGUUAAUUGCUAAAAAGAUGAUCAAUCACCUGGAUGUAGAUGCAUUCAAUUGUGUAAUUAAAGCAAUUAGGCUAGAAGAUCUCAACAAACCCUCAAUACCGAGCAAGGUUGACAAAGAUUUAUUGGACUGGGUAAAAACAUGCUCAAAGAGACCACAUCCAUUGGUAUUAGUUGGAUAUUUUGUAUUCUUAAAGAAUGAUCUAUUACAGAAGUUUGAUAUUAAGGAAAACGUAUUAAUUAAUUUUUUAACAACUAUUGAAACCAGUUAUAACGAAAAUCCAUUUCACAACCAUCUCAGAGCUGCAGACGUGUUGCAAGCUGUUCAUUACAUUAUUGAGGAGGGAGGGCUUGGUGAUUUACUUCGUGACGAAGACUUGUUAGCAUGUUUAUUAGCAACCAUAGUAUUAGAUUACAAACACCCAGGAACCAAUAAUUCAUUUCAAUUACAUUCCUCUUCAAAACUUGCAAUGUUAUAUAAUGAUAGAUCUGUUCUUGAGAAUUAUCACUUAUCAGAAGCAUUUGAAGUACUCUCUUCACCAGAAAAUAAUAUUUUGAGCUCUCUUACAGAUGAUCAAUUCAAAGACAUUCGAGAGACAAUUAUUCAGAUUGUGCUUUCUUCUGACAUGAGCAGUCACGCCUACACUCUGCAAAGAUUUAACGUUAAACUCGGUAAAGAUCCCAACAACUAUGAUACAGACUUUUCCUCUAAAGAAGACGUUAGAUUAUUAUUACAAAUGGUCAUAAAAACAGCUGACAUUUGCUACACCUUUAGACCUACACAGCAAUAUUUGAAAUGGGUUGGUUAUUUAGAAGAGGAAUUUCAUAUUCAGGGAGAUAGAGAAAAGAAUAUGGGCCUUCAUAUCUCUGCCUACAUGGACAGAACAAAACCAAUGCAUCGAUCUUACCAAAGACAAUUCUUAUCAUCCGUGGCUAAUCCAAUCCUUUCCAACAUUUCCAAAGUACUUCCUCGACUUUCAAAACUUGGCGAUUUCCUUUCACAAAAUGAGCAUCAUUGGCCAUUACCGUCACUUGCAUCAUUCAGAAACACCCAUCCUGUGGUGAUGACUAGUUCCACAACAAAUCCGAAUGCCUCAACAAGUAACAUUGCUGUUACCAAUAGCAAUACCUCUUCAGACCUGUCUAGCCCCUCCAAGUGA